GAAUUAAACGAUUUUAAAGCUUAUUUUAUGUAAUAACAAAUUAUCUGUUUGCCUAGAACAGGAAAGUGUUACUUUGCCUAGUGGUCUAGGGGUACCCUCGACAUAACAUGACGCACAACUCCUCACUCCUGCCACUCCCAGAAAAGGCUAGCAACACAGAACAGCUGAAGAUGCUAAGCAGCAGUUUAUCUGCUUUGGAGGUUAGCAGUGCCAUCUCAACAAAUAAAAGUAUCCAGUGAUCCCUACUGUUCUCUAAGCGACAAUAAAAGGAAAACAAAAAACAAUUAUUGAACCAAUGUUUCUAACCAAUAACCAAAAUGGAUUUCAACACAAACACUCGUCUCACUCCUGCUACUGCUGCAGUGCUCAAUAUAUGCAGUUUAUAAGUAUUUACAUUUCUCUACAAAACACUCUUAACUAACAGCAUAUCAGAAACACAACUUAGCUCACAAAAUUCCCUAAUGGACUUCUGUUCAGGCUUCUCAUACAACUACUUGGUGCUACUUGCAACUGCUUGGUUCUUUGUUCUUUGUAGACGCGACAAGGAGUGGACAGAGGUGGCUGUCAGCUGGAGUUUAAGAUGCUCAGGUCCAUUCAAUUAUCCAAUCCAGUCACAGGAACCUUUACAAACCAAUCAGCAGCUCCACCAACACACACACACCUUCGAGGCAACAGAUUAUCUUAGGUCAUAACAAAAGACAUUUCGACAUUUUAAGAUCUUAACUUUUAAAGGAAAGCAUUGCACACUGAUUGAUUCAUUACAGAUGAAGAGAAUUAUUUACAACUUCUUUGUGCUUACGAACAGUUAUUCGGUCUGGUCAUCUCAAUUACCUCUUCGUUUUUUAUAUAUUUAUUAUUUAUUUAUUUUAUCUACACAAAAAAUGGAUGUGAAACAUUUCUUUUGAAAAUGACAUGAGAUUAAAAAUGUCAGAUAUUGUGGAGUUGUGGUUUGUAAAGCCCUCCCCUUUCGUCUGUUUUACAGGAAGUUGUUUUUCAUGUUGUCUGCGUGUUGUGUAACUUCUCUUUCAGUCUCACUGAUGGUAGCACAAAGCAUUAAAAUGCCUGAAGAAGAAGUGCUUUAUUCUAAUGUGAGGUUUAUAAAAGCAAAGAAGGAGACCAAUGAAAGAGCUUCUCCAGUGGCUAAUCCCACUUUCUCUCAAGACAAUAUUUCAAGGACUCAGCCGUCCACGACAGAGGUGCCUGAGCUUCCUCAACAAGCAGAGCUGAGCGGACAUUCGAAGCUGCUCUCAGAGAGAGUGGUCCUGCUGGUUGUCAUUGCUCUCCUGGCUGCUGCUGUCAUUGCUCUGUGUGUUACCUCAUUCAAGCCAGGACAUCACAGAGAGGGAAGAAACAAACAGAAAGAACCAAAACCAUGGAGCACGGUGCAGCCUACAUGUUCACAAUGUCCUAAUGCAAAAAAUCAGCCGAGUUAUAAAUGUGAAGAUGGCUGGGAGAAACAUAAAGGAAAGUGCUAUUAUUUCUCCAUCGCUAAAACCUCCUGGAACGAGAGCAGAGAUGAAUGUGGAGCUAAAAAAGGAGAUCUGGUUAAGAUAAACAGCAAGGAGGAGCAGGAAUUCCUGGAGAGUAAACUGAAAGGAAUCAAGAACUCUGAUGACAAGUUCUGGAUCGAACUGAUAUACUUAGCUAAAAACAACACAUGGGUUUGGAGGGACGGAUCACCGCUGAACACAAGUUUGACCUUUUGGAAAAACAAAGAUCAAGGCUUAAAGAAUGGGACAAAAGGGGCAAAUCCUGAUGAGCAAAGCUGUUUAAGGCUGGAGGCAAAAGGUGGAGCUAAGCUUUUGUCCUGCAAAACGCAUCAUAGAAGUAUUUGUGAGAAACAAAGAGUGACUGAACUUUGUAAAUGUGCAACUGUCUAAAGUUCAGUCAGUCUAUAAAAGAGUGUCAGUAAAAAUACAGACGUUGGAGUUGCGAUUUGUUUACAAAGUUAAUAUCUAAACUGUAUAUCUCUUCUAGAUUUGCUUUUAUUAAAAAAUAAAAUAUACUUGAAUAAAUCUGAAUAACA
Messenger RNA from Haplochromis burtoni (Burton's mouthbrooder), 2026 nucleotides. Its product is annotated as killer cell lectin-like receptor subfamily B member 1B allele B. NCBI's taxonomy places the organism in Eukaryota, Metazoa, Chordata, Actinopteri, Cichliformes, Cichlidae. The record is from RefSeq and is a predicted model, not a curated record. Bases 996 to 1880 code for a protein of 294 amino acids. The transcript is spliced from 8 exons.